UUUGAAAUAGAAGACAUGAAGAAAAUUAGAAAUAGGUUUCUGAUUUCUGUCUUUUCGUAUCGCUAUCGUCUCUCUGCCGCUCUUUCUUUCUCGGUGCUCUCUCUCUCAUUACUCUCUGCCGCUAUCACUCUCUCUCUCGGCCUCUCUCUGCCGUUCCCAGGUCGCCACCGCUACCGGCUCCUCCGGUAGCCCGUGCCUCGCCGCCUCGGACCUCUCCAGCGCUGCAAGCAGCAGACAGCAGUAGUGCGCGACCUCGCCGCGCCGCCACCCUCGCCUAGCCUUCCCCGUCGCCUCGCCCCGCCUCCUUCGACCUCGGCGCCUCCGUCAGCAGUUUCCAACGCCAAAGUUCCCAACAGCAGUUAUGGUGGGGCUUUCUCUAGGGGAGCAAACAUUUAUAAAAGGUGGAAUUGCUCAGGAUCUACGUACUGAUGGUAGGAAAAGAUUAACCUACCGACCCAUUUUUGUUGAAACUGGUAUCAUUCCUCAGGCAAGUGGCUCAGCCAGAGUGAAGCUGGGGGCAACAGAUGUUAUUGCAAGUGUGAAGGCUGAACUUGGAAAGCCAAACCCAUCUUAUCCCGACAAAGGAAAAGUUUCCAUAUAUGUUGACUGUAGUCCGACCGCUGAACCAUCUUUUGAGGGCAGAGGGGGUGAGGAAUUAUCCACGGAGCUCUCUUCAGCACUUCAAAGGUGUUUGUUGGGUGGUAAAAGUGGUGCAGGCGCUGGAAUUGAUCUCUCUUCUCUGUGCAUUGUUCGAGGGAAGGUCUGUUGGGAUCUCUACAUUGAUGGUCUAGUUGUUAGUUCAGAUGGUAAUGUGCUGGAUGCUUUGGGAGCUGCCAUUAAGGCUGCUCUAAGCGAUACAGCUAUUCCAAAAGUUCAAGUUUCUGCCAACGCUCCUUCUGAUGAGCAGCCGGAGGUUGAUGUGAGCGAUGAGGAGUUUGUACAAUUUGAUACGUCAGGGGUCCCUGUUAUAGUAACUUUAACCAAGGCAAAACAUUCAUAUUUUCUCCAUCUUCGUCUUUCUCAAUGUUGGGGUUUGUAUUCUGAGACACAGCGAUACAUGUUGACUUUUGCAGGUCGGGGGGCAUUAUAUUGUAGAUGCAACUACAGAAGAGGAGUCCCAGAUGAGUUCAGCUGUGUCUGUCUCGAUCAGCAGGCUAGGCCGGAUAUGUGGGCUGACGAAGAGAGGGGGCGCCGGCCUCGAUCCAACCGUUAUACUCGACAUGAUAUCGGCGGCUAAACAUGUAAGUGAGCAGUUGAUGAACAAAUUGGAUUCAGAAAUAGCAGCAGCUGAGGCUUGCGAUGAGAUGGAAUCCUAAUCUUACAAUGCCAGUGGUUGUUUCUUGCAUUCGAUGCUGACAUGUCUAAUUAAUGUCAACUAUAGAUUAAAUCUAAUGUAACAUCUAUAAAAUCUGGUUUUGUUCAUGUGCAACCUGGUCCAUAAUAGUUUAGAAUUGUUAAUGUUGUCGGUCCCUUCACCCUUGUUUUUCCAUUCCGUUUUUCCCAAUUUGCAUAGUUACGGCUACAGCAAAUAACUUUUUCUUUUGAAGUGUGAUCAAAGAUGAUGCGAUUUAGCAGUUGGAUAUCUUGUUUCCA
Salvia miltiorrhiza (redroot sage) is the source of this 1593-nucleotide messenger RNA. RefSeq lists its product as uncharacterized. The coding region runs from base 362 to 1237 and encodes 291 amino acids. Gene Ontology annotation, biological process: U4 snRNA 3'-end processing; TRAMP-dependent tRNA surveillance pathway; nuclear polyadenylation-dependent rRNA catabolic process. Lineage: Eukaryota; Viridiplantae; Streptophyta; Magnoliopsida; Lamiales; Lamiaceae. Gene Ontology annotation, cellular component: nuclear exosome (RNase complex); cytoplasmic exosome (RNase complex). The transcript has 7 exons. The record is from RefSeq and is a predicted model, not a curated record.